Messenger RNA from Phoenix dactylifera (date palm), 2428 nucleotides. The record is from RefSeq and is a predicted model, not a curated record. NCBI's taxonomy places the organism in Eukaryota, Viridiplantae, Streptophyta, Magnoliopsida, Arecales, Arecaceae.
GUCCCCUUGCUCUCUUCGUCCCACUCCCGUUGAGCAGAGUCUGACGAAGCACCAAAAUACCCUAUCAAUGGCUUGCACAGGCUAUCCCCUCCUCUCUUCUACUCUCUACGGAGGCACCCAACUCCACCCCAGAAGACCCAAAACCAAAGCGUUUGUCCCCCACUUAUUCCAUCAUCCCAGAACAAGGCCCAAUUCCGUCCAAUCCUUCCUCCUCCCUCCCCGGAAUAAGAAAUCCAGGAAUUCCGAGAAUAAUUCGAACUCCGAGUUAACGCCUUCCGUGAACGCCGCCGUCGCCUCCUUCCUCCUCUCCACCCUCGCCCAGCAGCAACCCCUCUCACCCGCCCUCGCCGACGACCUAUCCCCUCCCCCGGACUCCCCUCCCGUCCAAUUGGAGUCCGCCACGAAGCCGAGUGCCCCUUCGAGUCCCUUCUCCCAGUCCCUCUUGACCGCCCCCAAGCCCCAGACGUCCCCGGACCUCCCCGAGGGCUCCCAGUGGCGCUACAGCGAGUUCCUUAACGCCGUCAAGAAGGGCAAGGUGGAGCGUGUCCGCUUCAGCAAGGACGGCGGCGCCCUCCAGCUCACCGCUGUCGACGGCCGCCGCGCCACCGUCGUCGUCCCCAACGACCCCGACCUCAUCGACAUCCUCGCCAUGAACGGCGUCGACAUCUCUGUCUCCGAGGGCGACGGCGGCAACGGCCUCUUCGCCUUCAUCGGCAACCUCCUCUUCCCUUUCCUCGCCUUCGCCGGCCUCUUCUUCCUCUUCCGCCGCGCUCAGGGCGGCCCGGGAGGGGGCCCUGGGGGGCUCGGUGGCCCCAUGGAUUUCGGCCGCUCCAAGUCUAAGUUCCAAGAGGUCCCGGAGACCGGCGUCAACUUCGCCGACGUCGCCGGCGCCGACCAGGCGAAGCUCGAGCUCCAGGAGGUCGUGGAUUUCUUGAAGAACCCCGACAAGUACACCGCCUUGGGCGCCAAGAUCCCCAAAGGCUGCCUCUUGGUCGGUCCUCCCGGCACCGGAAAGACUCUCCUUGCCCGGGCCGUGGCCGGCGAGGCCGGGGUGCCCUUCUUCUCCUGCGCCGCCUCCGAAUUCGUGGAGCUCUUCGUGGGAGUUGGAGCUUCUCGGGUCCGGGAUUUGUUCGAGAAGGCCAAGUCGAAAGCCCCCUGCAUUGUCUUCAUCGACGAGAUUGAUGCGGUGGGGAGGCAGCGCGGUGCCGGUCUCGGAGGUGGGAAUGAUGAGAGGGAGCAGACUAUCAAUCAGCUCUUGACGGAAAUGGAUGGUUUCUCGGGGAACAGUGGGGUCAUCGUUCUUGCAGCCACCAACAGGCCGGACGUGCUCGAUUCUGCUCUGCUGCGGCCCGGCCGGUUCGACCGCCAGGUCACCGUCGAUAGGCCUGACGUCGCCGGCAGAGUCAAGAUUUUGCAGGUGCAUUCUAGAGGAAAGGCGCUUGCGAAGGAUGUAGACUUUGAGAAAAUUGCUAGGAGAACUCCUGGUUUCACAGGAGCUGAUCUACAAAACCUGAUGAAUGAAGCAGCUAUUAUUGCAGCCAGACGUGACCUUAAGGAGAUAAGUAAAGAUGAGAUUUCUGAUGCUCUGGAGAGGAUAAUUGCUGGGCCUGAGAAGAAAAAUGCAGUUGUAUCAGAAGAGAAGAGGAAACUGGUGGCAUAUCAUGAGGCUGGGCAUGCCCUUGUUGGUGCACUCAUGCCUGAAUAUGACCCUGUUGCCAAGAUCUCCAUCAUUCCUCGAGGUCAGGCUGGUGGACUAACAUUCUUUGCUCCAAGUGAAGAAAGGCUUGAAUCUGGACUAUAUAGCAGGAGUUACCUUGAGAACCAAAUGGCUGUUGCCCUUGGUGGAAGGGUAGCUGAAGAGGUGAUCUUUGGAAAAGACAAUGUGACAACAGGAGCUUCAAAUGACUUCAUGCAGGUUUCGCGCGUGGCAAGGCAAAUGGUUGAGAGGUUUGGCUUCAGCAAAAAGAUCGGGCAGGUAGCCAUUGGGGGACCCGGUGGAAAUCCAUUCCUGGGCCAGCAGAUGUCAUCUCAGAAGGACUAUUCCAUGGCAACAGCUGAUGUGGUGGAUUCUGAGGUGCGGGAGCUUGUGGAGAAGGCUUAUUCCAGGGCCAUGCAGAUCAUGUCAGAUAACAUCGAUAUCCUCCACAAGUUGGCACAGCUUCUCAUUGAAAAGGAGACCGUAGAUGGGGAGGAAUUUAUGAGCUUGUUCAUUGAUGGCAAGGCAGAAUUAUAUGUUGCUUGAACAGAGAUUUUUUUUUUCUGUUGUAAUUUAUAUUCAUAACACAUUAGAGCAGAAAGGUAUUGCCAAGAGCAAAUCAAAUGUACUGAUGUAAUCAGAGAAACUUGUCUAUGAUGCACUUAGUCCUGAACCCUCACUGAUCACAAACGGUUAAUUUCAUUGCAUGCUAGACUGAUUGCCGACCUGUUC